UUUUGUAACGAAGGAUUUCAUUGGACAAUUAUUUACCCACAAUGCGUUAGAAUGUUAUUUCCUGCCUAGCAACAAAACAACAUGGCGGAUUCUGAAAGACCUGCAUCUAGUGCAUCUAAGAAGGAUGAAGUUGCAGAACAAGGUGAAGCACCAACAGAAAGACCACCUUCUGGAAGACCCCAAUCAGCAGCUAAAUCUGCUACAGGAUCAAGACCAACUUCAGCAAAACCAGGAUCAAGGCCUGCAUCCGGAAAGCCUGGAUCAAGACCUUUGUCUGCAAAGUCAAGAGGCUCUGAUAGACCUCCUUCAGCAGCAAGGAGUGGACGUGGUUCAGCAGCUGAUGAUAAAGCACCUUCUCCAGAGGCUGUAGAAGAACCAGAACAAACAACUGAGCAGCAAGAAGAACAGCCUGUUGUAGAUAGAGAAGAAACAGGUCAAUCUAUUGACCGCCCUGCUUCAGCUGGCUCAAGGCAGGGUUCAAGACAGGGCUCAAGACCUGCUAGUGCUGGAAGACCACAAUCUGCAUCCAGAGAACAAACACAGGACACUGUUGGAGCUCCUGCCCCAGGUGGUGAUGAUGGUGAAGGUGAUGGUCAAGGUGAUAAUAUAAUUGAGGAUGAUUUCGUACCAAUGGAGCAGAACUUUAGUCAGAUGAUGGUUGCAGGAGGCGGUGGACCACCAGAUGGUGAUGGAAGUGAUGGAUCGGAGGAUGAUGACGAGGAAGAGGAAGGGGAGGAAGAAGAGUCAGAUGAUGGUAGUGAUGCUGAAAGUAAUGUCAUGGUUGUACUGGAGCCAGAUCAUCCAUUGAUGAAAAGAUUUCAAGCUGCUCUAAAGAAGCAACUUACCAAGCAAAAUGAGAAAGUUACACUUGAACUCAGAGAACUUGAUGAGUCAUUGAAGACACGUAAAAAGGAGCGUGAAGAUCUCGGUGUAGAUCUGUAUGGGAUACAACAAGAACUAGCACGAUAUCAGAUGAUGUUAGAGAAGAAACAUGACGAGUUCUCAGAGGUCACUCAGGUUAGAACACAGGAGGAACAACAGCUAGAUGAUGUUAGAAACAUGUACAAAGAUCUCCAGUAUAAUGUCAAUGUAGAAAAGAAAAAGACAUCUGAACUACAAGGAGAGGUAGAGAAUUUGGCACUGAGAUUGUUUUACAUGCAGAAUGCCAAGGAAGAUGUACGUUCUGACAUUGCCAUCAUGAGAAGAGCAGCAGAGAAAGCUGAUACUGAAGUUUCCAAAGCAGAAAUAGAGAAACAGAAGCAGGAUUUGUUUGUAGAUCGUCUCGUAGAGCGGGUAGAUAAACUUAAGGAAGAGAUUGCCAUGUAUGAAGCACAGCUCACUGCCCAGCUGGAGGAAACUAAAGCAGCCAAAGAACAGUUGAUGGAAGCUUAUAUGGAGAUUGAGGCAAUCAGUUUAGAGAAGAAGCAGUUAUACCAGCAGUGGAACAGCAGUUUGAUUGGUAUGAGGAGAAGAGAUGAGGCCCAUGCUGCUAUGCUGGAAGCACUUAGUCAGCAACAACAAAAGGUGUUGUCCCUGGAGACGGAGAUUGAAGGCUACAAGAAGUCUAUCCAGAAAGAGCAGGAACAGAAUGAGAAGCUUACUCUAAUAUUAAACAAGACAGAGAGAGAUAUAGAGACAGUGAAGAAACAGUUGACACAGUGUCAGAGUAAACAUGAUGCUCUCAAGUCAGAAUAUGCCACCUAUACCAGAAUACUUCACGAGACUGAACAGAGUCUUAACAGGGCUAUGACUGAUAAAACACUGCGGCAGAAUGAGUUAAAUGCUCUACGGAAACAGAUAGAGAGGGAAUAUCUGGAGAAAGUCAAACUGGAAGAUGACAUCAUGGAGAAAAUGAGAAGUCAACUUACUAUGGACAAAGCUGCUCAAUAUACUAAGAAACUUACUGGCAAGAAGAGAGAACUGACUAAACAACUGGAAACUCAAAUGGCUGAAGUAGAGAACGACAUAUCCAAUAAUACCCUGCAGAUCUCUAAUGUCAGAGCUCGUAUAGAACGUUUGCAGAAAAUCUCGGCUGAACUUGAUAAUGAGAUUGCUCGCCAGAAUGAGAUCAUCAACAGAAGUGAGACUGAGAUUGUACGCAGGAACGCUAUCAUUGAACGUAAACAGAAUCUCAUUGAUCAGUUUAACAAGAAGCUUGAAGUGAUGAUCACCAAGGCUGGGGGUAUUGAACUGGGACCUCUGGAGAUCAACAUCAACUCCCUACAGAAGUCAAUAGAUGCACGUGUACAGGAGAUUGUAGAUCUCCAACAAUUAUGGUUAAGACAACAGACCGAGUUGGUACGUCUAGCAAAAGAUAAAGAUGAGCAGUCUGUUGAUGUUACCAAACUAAAGAAACAACUCACCAUUCUAACACAGAAGAAAGCUAGAACUGAAGGUGAGAUAGAUGGUCAGAGAUUGGAAACAUAUGAUAUUGAACGUAGCAUCAGUAAUAUGCAGAAUGAUAUGAUUAAACUCAACAAAUUGUUACAUAAAGAGAAGGGAACUCAAGUUAUGCUUCAACAAGACAACAUUCUCAAAGAGAAUGACUUUAUCACUAGUCUUAAGGAUCACGAGCAUGAGUCUAUAGAGUUACAGACAAGUCUCGAGGCCCUGAAGGAGGAGAAAGAAAGAUUACUCAACAGUCUAGUUGAGGCAGAACGUCAGAUAAUGUUGUGGGAGAAAAAGACACAACUUGCUCGUGAGACUCGUGCCGCUGUGGAUUCUGAAGUAGGUCAAGGUGAGGUGCGUGCUAUGAAAGCAGAAAUUCAUCGUAUGCAGGUUCGAUACUCCCAGUUAAUGAAACAACAGGAGAAAAUGAUACAAGAGAUGGAGAAGGCUGUAUCCAGGCGUGAUACAAUUGUUACUCGAGGUGAUGCCUCACAGAAAAUUAACAAGAAGGUGCUAACAAAGGGAACGUUUGAACGACAAAUGAACGAGACUAGAAAAAAGAUAAAACAAACUAUUCAGGAAGCUAAUUCAUGUGAUGGGGAGAUACAACAGUUACGUGAACAUCAGACACAGCUGAGCUCACAGCUAGAACAAGGUCAACUUAACGUACAGUCAUUACAGGGUAACUCCGAUUCCAUUGAUGGAGAUAUUGAUAGACUGAUUGAAGUUAAACAGAAGAAUAUGACUGAAUUGUUGGCACGGCAACAGAAGAUGAAGUACUACCAGCAGGCUAAGGAUGGCAAGUACCACAGACUGUGCAAGUCCGAGGCUUCACUAGAGUCUGAGUAUCAGAAGCAGGUUGACAGACUACAGUCACUGAGCGCCAUCGUGGAUCGUCUCAACCAGGAAUACCCUCAUGUACAGCCGACAUUACGACGUGUUACAGUCAACCUUAGCUCAAAGACUGUAGAAGAUGAGAGUGUAUAGAUAAAUAAACAUUGACCAAAACUGUUCUGUGAUAAAAAUAAAAAACUGACAUUGUCUUAUAUAUGAAUUUGAUUAAAAUUGUUGAAUGUUGUUAAAUUAUGUAAAAAUAUUUGUAUUUGUUUAUAUAUAUUUAUAAAGUAUUUAUUUAUUACUUCUAAAUACAAACUUACAAUAGAUUACUAAGUGUAAAUGUUAGAUAUAAUUGUGUGACGCACUGCCAGCAAAAAAUAAGAAUGCUUGAACUGCAGCAUUCUACAAAUUAUACAUUCUUUUCUGAUAAUUUGCCAAGAGUUUGUUGAAAAUUAUUUAGAUGUAUGUUUGAUUUUUAAAAUAUUUAGGUACAUGUUUAAACAGUUUUAUUGGAAAAAUAUUCAGUGUGUUUCAAUGAUCUGUGAGACAAGUGUAAGCCAAAACUACAUGUAUGAAUAAUUAAAAAUGUGAUGUUGUCAAGCUAAAUGUAUACAUGCAGUUGAAUUAUCCCGUCCAAUUUCUUAUUAUUUUCAGUUGUUUCAUUUAUUUGUUGUUGUUUUUUUUUUCUUAUCUAAUUAUAGAUAUAUAAUUGGUUAUAUGUGUUUAAACAUUUUGCUAAAAGACUAUGAUGUGCACAUAUCAAUGAAACUCUGUCAUAUGUUUUCUUUUGUAAUGAAUGUCACUAUUUCAAUAUGCAUGAUGUAAUAAAUAUGAUAUAA
Molecule: messenger RNA, 4064 nt
Organism: Ruditapes philippinarum (Manila clam)
Lineage: Eukaryota; Metazoa; Mollusca; Bivalvia; Venerida; Veneridae
Product: coiled-coil domain-containing protein 40-like
Exons: 18
Coding region: 82-3375 (1097 amino acids)
Biological process (GO): axoneme assembly
Cellular component (GO): cytoplasm
Source: RefSeq, a predicted model, not a curated record